UGAAGAGAAAUACGUGAACAUAACGAUCUGUGCAGGUCUUUUCUUGGAAGUUAAACAAUUAAAAAGCCACAUUAGGCUUUCUUUGAAGGAGUUCUGGGUUUGCGGCCAGUGUAGUUGAAGGUUUCAGAAAAUGGCCCAUAAUCUAACGAACAUUCUUGAGGAGUGGAAAUGUCUGGAGGAAGAGUAUCAACAACUUCAGGAGACCCACAGGCUGUACAUACAGAAACUGGAUGAAAUAUCCAAACUCCAAAAAAGUUGCUCUUCUUCCAUUUCCCAUCAACGCAAAAGACUGAAAGAGGUGGUCCAUCAAGUGAAAAGAUGCAGCACAGGACCAUCAGAGGAAGAUGCAACAACACUGAAGGAAAUAAAAGCGAAAAUAAAGACACGUCCAAACUCCUUCUUUGAAAUGGAGGCUUUCCUGCCAAAGAAAAAUGGGUUGUACCUGAGUCUUGUCCUUGGAAAUGUAAAUGUCACCCUUCUCAGCAAGCAGUCAAAAUUUGCCUACAAAGAUGAGUAUGAGAAGUUUAAGCUGUACACCACAGUGCUCCUGCUGCUGUUCUCCUUCAUGUGUGUUUUCUUUGAGAGCUACAGAUUUCUUGAUGCAAUCCUCAAUUUCCUGCUUGUGUGGUACUACUGCACGUUAACCAUCAGAGAGAGUAUCCUCAUCACCAACGGCUCCAGAAUUAAAGGCUGGUGGGUUUUUCAUCAUUACAUCUCAGCCUUUUUGUCCGGUGUCAUGCUUACAUGGCCAGAUGGGAACCUGUACAAGAUAUUCAGGAACCAGUUCCUUGCCUACUCCUUGUACCAAAGUUUUGUUCAGUGUCUGCAGUGCUAUUAUCAGAGUGGCUGUCUAUACAGGCUACGAGCCCUGGGAGAAAGACACAACAUGGAUUUGACCGUGGAGGGAUUUCAGUCGUGGAUGUGGAAAGGGCUGACGUUUCUUUUACCCUUCCUCUUUUUUGGUCAUUUCUGGCAGCUCUUCAAUGGCCUCUCUCUCUUCAGGAUGGCUCAGCUCCCAGACUGUAAGGAAUGGCAGGUUUUGGUGUGUGGUGUUUGCUUCCUCGUUCUGUUCAUUGGAAACUUCUCUACUACUGUGGCCGUGGUCCGUCAGAAGAUGAAAAGCAGGAAUCAGAAAGCAAAGAGUCUGUGAUAUGUACUAAUAAAAAAGCCAACAUGUCUGAAAACAUUCUCUCAACUACUCCUGUCCCAAUACAAGUAUAUCAAUUUAUAAUUUCUGUCUUUGACAGUUUGGAUGCCAUUAAACAUGAACACUGCAUGCAUACAAAUGACUGUUAUUACUGAUCAAUCAACUUUAAUGGUUAAAUCAUUCUCUAUCAUACAUGUGUUAAAUUAGUCCUACAGUAUUAGACAAAACAUUAAAUAAAGUCCAUAAUUUUAGA
Molecule: messenger RNA, 1400 nt
Organism: Cheilinus undulatus (humphead wrasse)
Lineage: Eukaryota; Metazoa; Chordata; Actinopteri; Labriformes; Labridae
Product: ion channel TACAN-like
Exons: 12
Coding region: 131-1150 (339 amino acids)
Biological process (GO): fat cell differentiation
Cellular component (GO): membrane
Source: RefSeq, a predicted model, not a curated record